AUGGCCCCGCUCUCGAGGUCGAGCUCGUACACCGACCCGGGCUUCACCUUGAGGCGCCAGUUCGGCAAAGAGAACUUCAGGCCCAUGCAGAAGGAGAUCAUCGAAGCUGCCCUCCAGCGCAAAGAUGUCUUUGUCCAGGCCGCCACCUCCUUCGGCAAGAGUCUGUGCUUCCAGCUGCCCGCCGUCAUAGACCAUGGCAUUACCAUCGUCAUCUCGCCCCUGCUCAGCCUGAUGAUGAACCAGAUCGAGGCCCUGAAGCUCGCCAAUGUUGAUGCCAGGACCCUCAACAGCAACACGCCCCCGGCCGAGAAGGACCACAUCUACCAGGACCUCGCGUCGGGCCACCCGCGCACGAGGCUGCUGUACGUGACGCCGGAGCUGUGCUCGGGCGACCACUUCCGGCGCAAGCUGCGGGUGGUGCACGAGCAGCGCGAGCUGGCGCGGAUCGCCGUCGAUGAGGCGCACUGCAUCUCGGAGUGGGGCCACGACUUCCGCAAGGACUUCAAGAAGCUGUCCUUCUUCCGCGACGCCUUCCCGGACGUCCCCAUCAUGUGCCUCACCGCCACCGCCAACGAGCAGGUGCGCGCCGACGUGCUCUCCACCCUGGGGCUGCUCAAGAGCCCCGCGCGCCUGAGGACCUUCGCCAUGACCGCGUACCGGCCCAACCUGCAUAUGGAGAUUCGCUUCACGAACGACCAGGCCGACGACCGCUUCGACAACUUCGUCACCUGGAUCCAGGGGGUGUACGCGCGGCGGGAGACUGACGAGCGGAGGCGGGAGCUCGAGGCCAGGGGCGAGAGGGUCAAGAACGUCCCCGGCAUCAUCUACACCAACUCCAGGGACGAGUGCGAGAUGAUCGCAGCCGCGCUGCGGCAGGAGGGCAUCGGCGCGCGGCCGUUCCACGCCAAGCUGCUCAACCAGACCAAGGAGGAGACGCUCGCCCGGUGGGUCAACAACCAGGAGGGCUAUGAUAUUAUCGUGGCCACUACCGCAUUCGGCAUGGGUAUUGACAAGAACAACGUCCGGUUUGUGGUGCACUGGCGCAUGCCAAAGAGCUUCGAAGGAUACUACCAAGAGGCCGGGCGGGCGGGCAGGGACGGGAACGCGAGCUACUGCUUCCUCUACUACAGCCGCGAGGACCGCGACCGGAUAUGCAACAUGGUGUCGAGGGACGUCAAGGACGGAGAGAACCGCGAGGCGAGGCUGCGAAGCCUCAAGACCUUGGCAGACUACUGUGAGAGCACGGACGGGUGUCGGCACGCGGCUAUCUGCAAGUAUUUUGGGGAGACAGAUGUCCCUGCGUGUGAUUUCGCAUGCGAUUGGCACAAGGACCCCAAUGGCCUCAAGAGGAGAUGGACCAGAGGUCUAGCUAGCGAGGAAUGGGUCAGUACACAGGCGCAGGACGGUGUCUAUAACAACUGUUAUGACGAUUAUUGA
Molecule: messenger RNA, 1437 nt
Organism: Diaporthe amygdali
Lineage: Eukaryota; Fungi; Ascomycota; Sordariomycetes; Diaporthales; Diaporthaceae
Product: tp-dependent dna helicase recq
Exons: 2
Coding region: 1-1437 (478 amino acids)
Biological process (GO): double-strand break repair via homologous recombination
Cellular component (GO): cytoplasm; chromosome
Molecular function (GO): ATP binding; nucleic acid binding; 3'-5' DNA helicase activity
Source: RefSeq, a predicted model, not a curated record